This is a messenger RNA of Cyprinodon tularosa, 2106 nucleotides long. RefSeq names its product casein kinase I. The transcript has 11 exons. Gene Ontology annotation, cellular component: nucleus; cytoplasm. Bases 254 to 1507 code for a protein of 417 amino acids. Gene Ontology annotation, biological process: signal transduction; endocytosis; peptidyl-serine phosphorylation. The record is from RefSeq and is a predicted model, not a curated record. NCBI's taxonomy places the organism in Eukaryota, Metazoa, Chordata, Actinopteri, Cyprinodontiformes, Cyprinodontidae. Gene Ontology annotation, molecular function: ATP binding; protein serine/threonine kinase activity.
AGGGGAGGCGACCAGAGUAGAGAACGGCCGAUUGUACUGCUGGAGCAUCGUAGGGACUGUCAGCAGGGAGCGCAACCGACGACUGAGCUUAGAGUUGGGGGUAUGAGAGCUGUCAUAAUCCGCUCCCAUCUUCCUCGGGUCGGUCUCCUGUCCGACUGACAACCAUCGGAUCAGAAGCUCCACUUAACCAGCUGUCGGACCAACCCGAUAUCGUAUCUGCAUUGUCUGUUGAUGACAGUGGCACCUUGCAACCAUGGAGCUGAGAGUGGGGAACAAAUACCGGCUGGGGCGAAAGAUAGGGAGUGGAUCCUUUGGAGACAUUUACCUUGGUGCCAACAUUGCAACUGGUGAGGAGGUAGCCAUCAAGCUAGAAUGUGUGAAGACCAAACACCCACAGUUGCACAUUGAAAGCAAAUUCUACAAGAUGAUGCAGGGAGGAGUUGGUAUUCCAUCGAUAAAAUGGUGUGGUGCGGAGGGAGACUAUAACGUCAUGGUAAUGGAGCUGCUGGGGCCCAGUCUGGAGGACCUUUUUAACUUCUGCUCCCGGAAGUUCAGCCUAAAGACUGUCCUGCUUUUGGCCGACCAGAUGAUUAGUCGCAUCGAGUACAUCCACUCCAAGAACUUCAUCCACAGAGAUGUCAAGCCAGAUAACUUCCUUAUGGGGUUGGGCAAGAAGGGCAACCUGGUGUACAUCAUCGACUUUGGGCUGGCCAAAAAGUACCGCGAUGCACGCACGCACCAGCACAUCCCUUACAGGGAGAACAAGAACCUGACCGGAACGGCACGCUACGCCUCCAUCAACACACAUCUUGGAAUUGAGCAGUCAAGACGUGAUGACCUGGAGUCUCUGGGCUACGUCCUCAUGUACUUCAACCUGGGGUCCCUCCCCUGGCAGGGCCUUAAGGCUGCAACAAAGAGACAGAAGUAUGAGCGAAUCAGCGAGAAGAAAAUGUCCACACCCAUCGAGGUUCUUUGCAAAGGCUAUCCUUCGGAGUUUUCCACUUACCUGAAUUUUUGCCGCUCACUCCGUUUCGAUGACAAACCAGACUACUCCUACCUACGCCAGCUUUUCCGGAAUCUCUUCCACCGUCAGGGAUUCUCCUAUGAUUACGUCUUUGACUGGAACAUGCUCAAAUUUGGCGCCAGUCGAACAACUGAGGAGGGGGAACGGGAAAGGAGGACGGGGGAUGAGAGAGAAGAUCGGAUAGGAGGGGCCCCCAGGGGCUCUGCGUCACGGGGCCUCCCCUCAGGUCCCACCCAAGGCGCUCCUAACAGAGUCAGGAAUGGACCAGAACAAGCCAUCUCAAACCCUGCCUCACGGGUUCAACAGUCUGGCAACACGUCGCCACGUGCAAUAUCUCGCGCUGAGCGGGAGAGGAAAGUGAGCAUGCGUUUACACCGCGGGGCUCCUGCCAACGUAUCGUCCUCUGACCUCACAGCGCGUCAAGACCAGUCGAGGAUAUCCACGUCACAGGUCAGCGUGCCAUUCGAGCACAUGGGGAAGUGAAUUUCCUCAGCUCUUCAUGCACAGAAAAUGACAGGGCUGCAAGGAUUUUUUUUUCUCUCUCUACACCUUUCUUUUCCCCUGUACUUUAUACCUUCUUUCUUGAAAAGGUUUUUUUUUUGUAUAUGGACAUGCAGGUUGUUCGGAGCAAGACCUUAAAUGUUUCAAGGAUUCAGGAAAACACAUGAAGGUAUUCAACAAGCAUUCUGACCCGGACCGUUCUUACUAAACGUAGGAUUACCACAAAGCUAACGACAAUGCUGCACCUUGACAGUUGCUCAUUCCUACACUGUAUGUUCCUCAAAACAUUCCCUUAAUACUUUGACAAAUGUGAAAAGGCUGUUGGCAUUGAAGGAACAAAAAAAAACAUUUCAGGGACAUGCAUGUUUCUUAUCAAAGGUGAUGUACAGGCUUUGUAGGGUUUUUUUUUUUUUUUUUUUCAGUUUUAGCACAGCAAAUGUAACUGUUAUCUUCAUUGUUCAUAAAGGUUUAUUAGAAGGAAGGUUGUUUUUUCCUUUUUUAUUUGAUGUUUUUAAGAAUUGAAAGCUUAAUCGGAUGAGGCAUGUAGAUCAGAAGGUUGCAACCAGAAAGAGAACUGAAGA